Messenger RNA from Biomphalaria glabrata, 2218 nucleotides. RefSeq names its product peptidyl-prolyl cis-trans isomerase FKBP5-like. Gene Ontology annotation, molecular function: protein binding. Lineage: Eukaryota; Metazoa; Mollusca; Gastropoda; Planorbidae. Bases 226 to 1101 code for a protein of 291 amino acids. The record is from RefSeq and is a predicted model, not a curated record. The transcript has 3 exons.
UUUUAACAUAACUAGUAAAUAAACAACAUGUAAAUGGCAACGGUUUAUAAAGUUUAUUAGAGCCUAGAUCUAUUCUAGAUCUAUAAGAGUCGAGAUCUAGAUUCUAGUUCUAUAGAAUCUAGGGUAUAUUUUAGAUCUAUGUGAUUGCGUAAAAAUUACCAGUAAAUCUAAUCAAAAGCAAAUACCGGGAUUAAGAUAAAAUCAUCUCAUUUUAAAAGGUGAAGAAUGACUGACAAGUCACAGGAUUCUUCAGAUCCAGCUGUGGAUCCUGAUACUGAUGAAGACAAAAAACUUUAUGUCACACUAGGACAAUGGUUAACCGCAGAUCUCAGUGUUAAAAAAACUGUCACAAAGAAAGGGAAAGCAUUCCUCAGACCACAGCUAGAGUCAGUUUGCGUUGUUUCUGUUGACUACAAUGAUAACGAGACUAGUGAUCACUGUAAAGAAUUGUACAUGUUUCUAACGCAACAUGCUAGAAAUAGGCUUGAGCUGAAAUUAGGUUCAGCAGACAGUAAAUAUAUGUUAGGCUUAGAAAAACUGUUAAUGACAAUGACAGAGAGUGAAGAGUGCUUAUUCAUCAUCAGUUCCUGCCAUGGAAGUGAAGAGGGAGACAUAAUCUUGAAAGUAACUCUCCACAGUUUUACAGUAGAGAAGCCUAUCUGGCAAAUGUCUUCUAAAGAAAAGUAUAGUUUGGCAUUUUCUCAUAAAGAGAGAGGCACAGAGCUUUUCAAAGAAGGCAACAUUGAAGGUGCAUUUGUACAAUAUGGUGUAGCAAUAAAGUAUGCACUAUGCAUGUGUGAAAGCUCGGUGUGUAAAAAACUAGAAAAGACCAUGAUCCAAGAGCAUGCAACUCUGAUGAGCAUUUGUUAUCUAAACCUAGCUGCGUGUCAUUCCAAAAUGGCUAACUAUGAAAACGUUAUCAGCAGCUGCUCUAAAGCUUUGGCAGUGGAUGCUGACAAUGUGAAAGGGCUUUACAGACGAGCUCAAGCAUACAAGGCUAUUGGACAGAUUGAUAAAGCAAGAUUAGAUUUGAAGCAAGCUCUGAAGAUAGAACCUCAGAAUAAGGCUGUGAUCACUCUGCUUCAUAACUGUGAGACUUGAAUCAAUAUGGACACUAUACAAGGAAUUACUAAUGGUGUUGAAUUAUACAUGUUAUUGAGUAUAGUGUUGAGAGAAAAAGAUCAAAAUUGCAAUUUAGACAUUGAAAUUAUGCAGACAAUAUUCUAAAAUUUGUAAUAUUGUAUAACUUAAUUAAAUGUUAUUAGUAAAUUUGUUCACUGUUUGAACUUACCAUUUACUGUGAAUAGCAAGAUACAAUUCUUGGUAAUAAGUCAGCUAUUAAGUUUAAUUUUUCACUCAUUAUCCACGCGAGACCUUUACUCUUAUGUAAAUGCCUUAGUACUAGCUAGAUCUAUAUAUAAUUCCCAUGUUUGUGAAAUCUAGCCAAGAGAUACUAUAUUUUUAUUCCAUUAGCAUCCUUCCAGCUCCAAUAUUGCAAUUAUAAAUCUGAUUUGUUCAAAUUACUCUGAGAAAAUAUUACUUGCCCUUGUUCUGCUUACCAUCUAACAGUAUUAUGAAAGUAUUGCAAACAGAAUGUUCUCAAUGUUUCUACUUAAAUUUAAUAUUUACCUGUAGAGAAAAAAAUCAAUGCUGUAUAUCUAAUUACUGGAGAAAUAAGCUCCCUUUCUUCUACAUAAAACAAAACUAAUCAGUUAUCCCUAUUGUUUUUUUUUUUAUUAUUAUUAAUUCUUGUACAUUGGCAUUGACUAUGAAUAAUUAUGCACAAUUUCAACUUGAUCCGAUAAUGGCAUGUGGGAGAAAAAAAUGUACAAAAAAGAUAAAUAAGGGAAAUAGCUCCACAUCUCUCUCAAGUAGUAUUUAUUUCCUUUUUCCCUACCAAAGAAAAUAAUUACCAAUAAUUAAUCAACUAAUCUGUUACUAUGUUUUUAUUGAUUCCUGUUUUGUUAGGUGCACCAAAGAAUCGUGUAAAGUUUUAACUUGAUCCAAGAAAGGUUGUGGGAGAAAUAGUGUACAAAAUUUGUAGCAGAGUGAUUGGGUUCAUAUAAGCUUUAUACAAAUUAAGCUUAUGUCAGUUAUAAUAAGUUUUAAUAAGAAUGAAUGUAUUGAACUGAUGGAGGAUUUAUAUUUAUGUAAAUUUAAAUAUAAUUGAUAUCUAGAGAUGUAUAGUUUUAUUCUGAAUAAACUAUUUCGUUGUCAA